AUAAGAAGACCCUUAUGACUGGUUUUGUGCUCCAGGGUCACAAUUGAGAAAAUCUAUAAUGAUAUAAUAUACUGUAUUUUCAGACGUCCAUCACUCAAAUGAUGAAUAUUUCCUGCAAAAAUAUCUACGCUGUGCUAAACAGCACAGAGAAGGUGGCCAUUGGCACCAUCUGUCUGGUGAUCGCACCUCUCAGUCUCCUGGUCAAUGUGCUCGUUCUGGUUGUCAUAGCAUGCUCUAGGAACCUGCGGCGACAUCCGUCCUACCUGUUUAUGGGCAGCUUAGCACUGGCUGACACUAUUGCUUGCUGCUGUUACACCAUCAGCUUCCUGGAUUUCCACCUUUUUAAACCAGAUGACUCCUUUCAGAAAACAGAGUAUCUGCUUAAGCUGGCUGGCGUGACCAUGGCGUUUACAGGAUCGGUUGGAAGUCUCCUAGUGAUGGCAGCUGACCGCUAUCACGCCAUUUACAAGGUUUCCACCUACAAGGUGCUGCUGACACGUAAAAGAGCCUUGGUGGGUAUUGUGACAUUAUGGGUCGUGGCUGCCCUCAUUUCCUUCCUUCCUCUGAUGGGCUGGAGUUGUCAGACGUGUCUAUCAUGCUCCCAUCUCUUUCCAUAUGUGGAUCGUUACUAUCUAGCAUUCUUUGCUAGUCUUGUGUUAUUGGUGAUCAUCCUUAUACUGGUAGCCUAUGCUCUGAUCGUGUGGUUGGCCCACAAACAUGAAGGCAACAUGUCCGCUGAACAACCAGAGGUAGCACGCAUGCGUUUGGAUAUCCAUCUGGCGAAGACUUUUGGAUGUGUUAUGUUGAUUCUGUUAGUGUGUUGGCUGCCUGUCCUUUCCUUCAUGAUGACAGACGUAGUUACGACAGAGCUUUCAAAACCACAAAAAAGGGCAUUUGCCUUCUGCAGUACACUAUGUCUGCUGAACUCAGGAAUCAACCCAUUGUUUUACACCCUGCGCUGUCGUGAGCUACGUGUAGCGCUUAAAUCAUUGGUAGAUGGUUUGAGGAGAUGCAAGGGCUGUAGUUCACCAGCUAGUAACUAA
Molecule: messenger RNA, 1043 nt
Organism: Cyprinus carpio (common carp)
Lineage: Eukaryota; Metazoa; Chordata; Actinopteri; Cypriniformes; Cyprinidae
Product: cannabinoid receptor 2-like
Biological process (GO): cannabinoid signaling pathway
Cellular component (GO): membrane
Molecular function (GO): cannabinoid receptor activity
Source: RefSeq, a predicted model, not a curated record